Schizosaccharomyces cryophilus OY26 is the source of this 1734-nucleotide messenger RNA. Its product is annotated as serine palmitoyltransferase Lcb2. Lineage: Eukaryota; Fungi; Ascomycota; Schizosaccharomycetes; Schizosaccharomycetales; Schizosaccharomycetaceae. Gene Ontology annotation, cellular component: serine palmitoyltransferase complex. Gene Ontology annotation, biological process: ceramide biosynthetic process; sphingosine biosynthetic process. Gene Ontology annotation, molecular function: serine C-palmitoyltransferase activity; pyridoxal phosphate binding. The record is from RefSeq and is a predicted model, not a curated record. The transcript has 2 exons. The coding region runs from base 1 to 1734 and encodes 577 amino acids.
AUGGUUCAGGUUGAAGCUCCAUUAUCUAAAUCAUUUGGACAAGAAGCCUACAUAUCCAAGGACGCUGCAGCUGAAACAGAACCAAAGAAAAUGAAGCAACCUGAUGUAAAUGGCGAGUUUGUUGCUGCAGAAAAAUUAAACAAACAACUCAUUGAUACAGAAUUUGCUCCCAUUACGGAUCCCACUCAUCGACGGGUGUCUAAAAAUACCGCUGCUGGACAAUUAUUUCAAUUCGAGGAUGAACCUUCUUACUACUUUGUAGUUACAACCUAUAUCUCAUAUUUGGUUCUUAUUAUCAUCGGUCAUGUUCGAGACUUUUUUGGAAAGCGAUUCCAUAAAGAUGAUUAUAAGUAUUUAAAGGAUAGUGAUGGUUAUGCACCCCUUUAUAAUCACUUUGAUAACUUCUAUGUUCGACGAUUGAAGUUUCGUAUCAACGACUGCUUUAGUCGACCUACUAUGGGUGUUCCUGGUCGAGACACUUCGAUGAGUUUAAACGUGUCCUCUUACAAUUAUCUAGGAUUUGCCCAAAGUCAUGGACCUUGUGCUGAGGCUGUUGAAAAGGCUAUUCGUAAUUAUGGACUUUCUACUUGUAGUGCCAGUACGACUUGCGGUAAUUAUGGAAUUCAUUUAGAGGUUGAAGAUUUGACUGCCAAGUUUGUUGGAAAACCCGCUGCCGUGAUUUUCUCUCAGGGUUUCGGAACCAAUGCUACCGUCUUUUCCGCUCUUAUGGGACCUGGCUCUCUUAUUAUUUCAGAUGAGUUGAACCAUACUUCCAUUCGUUUUGGUUCUCGUCAGUCAGGUGCUAAUAUUCGUGUAUUCAAGCAUAAUGAUAUAGCUGAUUUAGAGCGCGUUUUGCGUGAGGUUAUUUCCCAAGGUCAGCCACGUACUCACCGCCCUUAUACAAAAAUCUUAGUUGUCAUCGAGGGUUUGUAUUCCAUGGAAGGUAAUUUCGCUGAUUUGCCUCAUAUUAUGGAGCUGAAGAAGCGCUACAAGUUUUAUCUGUUCAUUGAUGAAGCUCAUUCCAUUGGCGCAAUUGGUCCUCGUGGUGGUGGUAUAUGUGAUUAUUUUGGAAUUCCCACUACUGAUGUCGAUAUUUUGAUGGGUACUUUCACCAAGUCUUUCGGUGCUGCUGGUGGUUACGUCGCAUCUUCUACGGAUAUCGUGAAUAAGCUUCGGGUGACCAACCCAGGCUACGUUUAUGCAGAGUCCAUGAGUCCAGCCGUUUUGGCUCAAAUUAAGAGCAGUUUUCUGGAGAUUAUGGAUGAAUCUCCUAGCUCAAUUGGUCUAGAAAGGAUUGAGCGUUUGGCGUUUAAUAGUCGUUACAUUCGCUUGGGCUUGAAGCGUUUGGGUUUUAUUAUUUACGGAAACGACGACAGUCCAGUUGUCCCUUUACUUUUGUACAAUCCUGGUAAAAUCAACGCAUUUUCGCACGAAAUGUUGAGACGGGGAAUUUCCGUCGUAGUAGUCGGUUAUCCGGCAUGCCCGUUAUUGACUUCAAGAGUAAGGUUUUGCUUUUCUGCUUCGCACAAUAAAGCCGAUUUGGAUUAUAUCUUGAGAGCAUGUGAUGAAAUUGGAGAAAAGCUUCAGCUGAAACUAUCAUCUGGAGCUGCCGGUGAAGAUGUCGGUAAAACCAAUAUUGAAAAUAUCAAGAAGAAACAAGGCUGGUUUUCUCCUCCUCGUUGGGCGGUUGAAGACAUUAUAUCUCGUGGUGUUGAAGAUACAUUGAAGCAAUGA